AUGGAAAGCAACGGGGACGUAGUUAGGGUAAAAGAAGAACCAACUUGGACGGACGCAACUGAUGAUAAUGUUUUCGAUUCGAUGAGCUAUUGCAAAGCCGAAACGUUGGAAUUUCAUGAAUUAUCGGCAAAAGGCUCGAAUAAGACUGUCCUGUUAAAAGAGAGGUUAGAUGAAAAAAUAAUCAUAGAUUUUGAGUGCAAAAAUGUCAAACCUGAACAGUCGUCUUCAUCGACUACUAUUUGCAAAAACGAGUAUCAAAGUCAUCAAUCUAUUGUGAAAAAAGAAAAUGAAAAUCAGACUUAUUACUCAAAUGAAAAAAGGCUGAUAGUUUUGAUAAAAAAGGGAUUUAUUUAUGAUAAUUAUUGUCAAUUAAAUGAGAACUCGUGUUUAAAACUUGUCAAUUAUGAAAAUCUAAAAAGUUUAGAAAAAACUGUUAAGAAAGAAUCAUUGAACAAAUCCACAAUGCGUCGAGAAACUCACACAACUAAAACAGGUUUGAAAAAUCACAAAAGUACAAUACCUAAAAAUAUUAGACCCUUUGAGUGUGAUAUUUGUCACAGAUCAUUUGGACAAAAACAAAACCUCAAAUGUCACGUGAAUGCAGUACACUAUCGUAGCAAACCCUUUGAAUGUGAGAUUUGUCCCAAAUCAUUUGGAUAUCAAAAUCUACUGAAAAGACACAUAAUGAAAAUACAUGAUCAUAUCAUGCCGUUCGAGUGUUACAUUUGUCACAAAUCAUUCAGUGAAAAGGAUAAUCUCAAAAGGCACAUAAUGAAAAUACAUGUUCGUAUCAUGCCGUUCGAGUGUUACAUUUGUCACAAAUCAUUUAGAGAAAAGGAUAAUCUCAAAAGGCACAUAAUGAAAAUACAUGUUCUUAUCACGCCGUUCGAGUGUGACAUUUGUCACAAAUCAUUCAGAGAAAAGGAUAAUCUCAAAAGGCACAUUAAUGCAGUACACGAUCGUAUUAAACCCUUUGAAUGUGGUAUUUGUCACAAAUCUUUUGGAGAAAAAAGGCCUGGAUUCGACAAAAGACACUUUGAUUUGAUUUAUUAUACGUUGUUGCAGAGAUACAACGAUGAUGAUAUACGAGUAGAUGCUUCAAUGACUGAUGAGUACACGAUGAUUUUGAUCAAGAGCUUAUCUUCAGAGCAAUAUAGAAAUUACAAUAAAGUUCAAAAUUUUAUAUUUCUGCUUUUUGAUUCAAACAUGUAA
Molecule: messenger RNA, 1212 nt
Organism: Trichogramma pretiosum
Lineage: Eukaryota; Metazoa; Arthropoda; Insecta; Hymenoptera; Trichogrammatidae
Product: zinc finger protein 468-like
Exons: 4
Coding region: 1-1212 (403 amino acids)
Biological process (GO): regulation of transcription by RNA polymerase II
Molecular function (GO): RNA polymerase II cis-regulatory region sequence-specific DNA binding; DNA-binding transcription factor activity
Source: RefSeq, a predicted model, not a curated record